AUGGCCAAGGCGUCCAAAGUCGUCCGCGUGGGCCAAGAUGCGCCGCACCAGCCUGAUGUGGAGAGCGAGAGCAGCUACAGCUUCGUGGAGCAGUCCAAGCGCCAGGUGAAGGUCAAAAUUCAGAGCCUGACGGACGACGAGAUUGUGUUUGACCUCAUUGGUCACGUAUACAUCUGGAACAACUCGUCAAUUAUUCAGGAUGAGGUGCUAGCCCAUCGACUAGGCCUCAUUCCGCUCAAUGCCACUGACGAGAACACAAUCGUUUUCAAGCUCGACGUCACAUGCAAGUUUGACCCUGAACACCCGAAAGACCCAACCAAGGCCAUUCACUCUUCUGUGUACUCGCGUGACCUAGAAUGGGUACCACAGGGAAACCAGGAGGAGCGAUUCGGCUCCAUUCGCCCCGUACACGAAGACAUUCUGAUGGCAAAGCUGCGGCCUGGUCAGAGCAUCGCAUUGGAAGCCCACUGCCGCAAGGGCGUGGGUAAGGACCACGCUAAGUUCUCUCCCGUCGCGACAGCAUCAUACCGUUUGAUGCCCAAGGUGGAGCUUAUGGAGAAGGUAGAGGGCACUGACGCAAAACGCCUCGUGGAGGAGUGCCAUAUCGGCCUGUUCGAUAUUGAAGAUAUUGGCGGUGUCCCUACUGCUGUGGUGAAGGACCAGCGCGCCUGCACUAUGUGCCGGAACUGUAUUCGUGAGCCUAGCUGGAACGAGAAGAUUCGUCUGGGGCGUCAGAGCGACCACUUUAUCUUUAGCGUCGAAUCUGUAGGAAUGAUUAAGCCCGAGGAGUUGCUGCUGGAAGCCCUCAAUGUGCUUGCUGAAAAAUGCAACGUCGCGUUAGAGUCGUUCACACAGGUGGAUGAGGACGAGGAAAUGGGCGAUGAAGAGGAGGAGGAAGAGGACCAGGAAGAGUAG
Phytophthora infestans T30-4 is the source of this 915-nucleotide messenger RNA. Its product is annotated as DNA-directed RNA polymerases I and III 40 kDa polypeptide. Lineage: Eukaryota; Oomycota; Peronosporomycetes; Peronosporales; Peronosporaceae. Gene Ontology annotation, molecular function: protein dimerization activity. Gene Ontology annotation, biological process: DNA-templated transcription. The record is from RefSeq and is a predicted model, not a curated record. The coding region runs from base 1 to 915 and encodes 304 amino acids. The transcript is spliced from 5 exons. Gene Ontology annotation, cellular component: RNA polymerase I complex; RNA polymerase III complex.